Castor canadensis (American beaver) is the source of this 998-nucleotide messenger RNA. RefSeq names its product ras homolog family member D (gene Rhod). Gene Ontology annotation, biological process: small GTPase-mediated signal transduction. The record is from RefSeq and is a predicted model, not a curated record. NCBI's taxonomy places the organism in Eukaryota, Metazoa, Chordata, Mammalia, Rodentia, Castoridae. Gene Ontology annotation, molecular function: GTPase activity; GTP binding.
AUGAAGGCGGCCCAGGCCGCGGGAGAGGAGGCGCCGCCCGGCGUGCGGUCCGUCAAGGUGGUCCUGGUGGGCGAUGGGGGCUGCGGGAAGACGUCCCUGCUGCUGGUCUUCAGGAAUGGGGCCUUUCCCGAGAGUUACACCCCCACGGUGUUUGAGCGGUACACUGUCAAUCAUCAAAUGAAGGGCAAACCUGUGCAUCUCCAAAUCUGGGAUACAGCAGGGCAAGAUGACUAUGACCGCCUACGGCCCCUCUUCUACCCCGAUGCCAGUGUCCUGCUCCUCUGCUUCGAUGUCACCAGCCCAAACAGCUUUGAUAACGUCUCUAACCGGUGGUACCCUGAGGUGACUCACUUCUGCAAGGGAGUGCCCAUCAUCGUGGUGGGCUGCAAGACUGACCUGCGCAAGGACAGGACCCUGGUGAACCAGCUUCGGAAGACUGGGUUGGAGCCUGUGACCUACCACAGGGGCCAGGAGAUGGCGAGGUCCGUGGGCGCAGUGGCCUACCUCGAGUGCUCUGCUCGGCUCCAUGACAACGUGCACGCCGUCUUCCAGAAGGCGGCCAAGGUGGCUCUCAGUAGCCGCAGUCGCAACUUGUGGCGGCGGAUUACCCGGAGCUUUUGCGUGGUGACCUGACCGACCCGGGGCCCUCCCUGUCCCCGACUGCCCCCGGCAACUUAGAGAAAGAGCCCCCGUGCUGACCUUCUGCAAGUUGGCUGGGCUGGACCCAGACGCCAGGCUGGACCUACCGAACUGCAUCUCCACAGAUGGGUACCGUGAGGCCAGACUCUGGGGCUUGGGAACCCGGAACUGAAGAAGUGGGGUCCCGGGCCACCCAGCCCUGGAACCAUUCACAGACUCCCAGCGCCCAGCCCUGAACCCAACAUCCUGGGCUGGCCUGGCCUGCGCAGCCUGGCCUGGCGCCACCUCGUGGCUGCUCGCGGGGCUGCACCUGCAGGACCUGGUGGGGUUCUUCAGGACCAUCCUGCCAGAACCCACAC